AUAUGCAUCAAACCUACUAUCACAGCACCGUGACGAUCGUGGUCAUCUCGAUCUCCAUGAUCGGAUUGUAUGCGCAUGUAAAUACGUCGAAAGACCAUUUUGAUGAGACUCCGCAGGGCUUAUCUUCUUGUGAAGAGCUGCGGGAACCACCACUAAGAGGGACUCUUUAUCUGCUUUUUUUAACAUUGGUUUUAGGUGGGUUACAACUUACAUGGUCUAUUGAAUUGGGGUAUGGUACUCCAUAUUUGCUUUCACUGGGAUUGACUAAGCACUACACCUCUUUUGUAUGGAUCGCAGCACCAUUGACGGGAACUAUUAUGCAGCCCUUGAUUGGGUUUUUUUCUGACCGUUCAAGAAGUAGAUUUGGUAGACGACGUCCAUUUCUUGUAAUUGGAACAUUAUGCGUUGUGAUUAGUUUGAUAGGAUUGGCGUAUUUUAAAGAUGUAGCAUUUUUCUUUUUUUCAGGACAUGAAAAAGUAGCAAGAACUGUGACGAUUAUUAUAUCUAUUGCGAUUGUUUAUCUUCUUGAUUUUUCUAUUAAUAUUGUUCAAGCAAGUAGUCGAGCAUUAAUUAUUGAUAUGGUGCCUAUUAUUCAACAGGAUUUGGCAAAUGCGUGGGCUAGUCGUAUGAUAGGAAUUUUCAAUGUAGUUGGAUAUUUAAAUGGAUAUUUAAAUUUACCAAAGAUUGCUCCUGUUUUAGGGAAUACGGAAUUUAAAGCUCUUAGUCUUAUUGGCUCAAUUAUAUUAGUUAUUUGUACGGCUGUUACUUUUUUUACUGCAAAGGAAAAGCGUUAUUUUAUAGAAAGAGGGUGUGAUUUUGAAAAGAUACCUUGGUGGAUGGGGUUGUUUAAUUUCUUGAAAAUGAUAUUUUCUACUAUUAUAUCUCUUCCGUCAGAAAUUCUUUGGAUAUGUAUAAUUCAAUUUUUUGCAUGGAUUGGAUGGUUUCCAAUUCUUUUUUAUGGAACAACAUAUGUAGCUGAAAUAUACGCUGGAAAAUAUUGUAAUAAGUAUUCAAAAUAUCCAGAUAGUUUAUAUAGUCUGGAGAAAGAAUAUUUAUUAAUAGAAGAAGCUACUCGAUAUGGAUCUUUUGCUUUUCUACUUUUUUCUAUUAUUUCUUUAUUUGGGACAUUUUUCUUUCCUUUAUUUAUUUCUGAGAAAAAACUAUUUAAAUAUAUUUUCAAUGCAAAAUGUUUCAGCAUUUUAGAAAAAAUAAACAUUCACUUUUUAUGGACUUUUGGUCAUUUUAUUUUUAGUUUAUGCAUGCUUUCAACCAUACUUGUAAGAACAACAACUCAAGCAGUCGUCAUUAUAGCUCUAUGUGGUCUUAGUUGGGCUAUUACUCUUUGGGCACCUUUUUCACUUAUUGCUAUUGAGCUUUCUUCCAAUAACGAAUUGCAUCGAUCCGGAACCAUUCUUGGUGUUCAUAAUAUAUUUAUUACUAUACCACAAGUAUUAAGCAUUAUUAUGGUUGGAAUUAUUUUUAAGCUAACUGGCUAUAAAAAAUUUGAAGAUAUUAUAAGAUGUAAAGAUAAUAUGGAUUAUAGUUUUAUUUGGAUUUUUCAAAUAAGUGGUAUUUCUGCGCUUAUAGCUAUGUAUCUUACUUUUAAACUCUAUACUAAUGAUUCCUCUUAUGAACGUCAUGGAAUUUAAUAAAGUCUUUAUUAAUUUAAUUCUUUUAUUUUAUAUAUUUCUUCUGGAUACACGUGACA
This is a messenger RNA of Pneumocystis murina B123, 1708 nucleotides long. RefSeq lists its product as hypothetical. The transcript has 10 exons. The annotation marks the transcript as partial. NCBI's taxonomy places the organism in Eukaryota, Fungi, Ascomycota, Pneumocystomycetes, Pneumocystales, Pneumocystaceae. Gene Ontology annotation, cellular component: membrane. Gene Ontology annotation, molecular function: sucrose:proton symporter activity. The record is from RefSeq and is a predicted model, not a curated record.